Messenger RNA from Nylanderia fulva, 2189 nucleotides. It is a transcript of the gene Vsp37A, whose product is annotated as Vacuolar protein sorting 37A. Gene Ontology annotation, cellular component: ESCRT I complex. Gene Ontology annotation, biological process: protein targeting to membrane; protein targeting to vacuole; ubiquitin-dependent protein catabolic process via the multivesicular body sorting pathway. The record is from RefSeq and is a predicted model, not a curated record. NCBI's taxonomy places the organism in Eukaryota, Metazoa, Arthropoda, Insecta, Hymenoptera, Formicidae.
AGCGCAAAAUUGUAGUGUCAGAGUCUCUUCUCUCUCUCUCGCUCACGUUUAUAUUUAUUCCCGUAAAGCGCCAGAGCCCUUCGGUCCUUCCGUACGUAAAGUGUGACGAGGUUAAAACAGCUGUUCUGCUGGAUGGUUGCUUUGACAGGGAGAUCGACGGAUCAAGCGGAUGAUUUAUCAGAAAUCCAGGCCCUUAAAUGAUAUCGCGAAUAUUCCGUGGGGAAAAUGAGAAUGUCGCGGUCAAACGCAAACGGCAAAUCGACACUCUGAAAAUCUUUAAUGACAAUGUAAUAGAGCUCAGAGAAAAUGUGGACUAUCAAGUGGAAUUUCAAGCUGGCGAGAGACGAAUGGCUAUCAUGGUUUCUUUGUUACCGAAUUUUCCAUUGGAAAAGCCAGUACUUAGAGUUUCCCCACCGAUAAGUCAUCCCUGGUGCAACGAGCACAGUGAAAUCACCAGUGCGCCAGGAUUACUCAAUUUUUCAGUACAUAGUGAUCUCGGACGGGUUGUUCAAGCUAUUAUCAGAGAAUUCAGUAAGAAUCCACCAAAGUUAUUAGAGGAUAUUUCACCUGGCUCUGUUAAAUCACACAGAGAUUUACCAGGGAGGAACUCGCCGUCUUUCUCGCUUCAGCAGUAUUCCGUUGAAAUUCCAUCGACGUCGUUCAAUUCGCAGUUCAAUUACAAUACACAGUUUUCACACUUGUCGUCCUCCAGUGCAAAUACGUGCAUUUAUAAUUAUAAUUACACCAACUCCGGUCACACGUACGUCACGACUUCGAAAUCGUUCGGCAACACGUCGCAUCAUUCGGCAUAUAUUCCAAAUUCGAGAAGCAACGUCCUUCACAACACCACACCUACAGGGUAUACCGCGAAUCAUCAUGGAACGCCUUACUUGAACUCGCAUUACGCGAACGCGAAUUAUCAGCAGCCGUUGCCGAAUCAAUCGCAAACGAAAGUUCCGCAGAGCAUAAUAUUCCCUGAAUUAAAUAAUUUAACUAACGAGGAAUUGAAGAGGCUUGGCGAAGAUGACGAUAAGCUAGACGAUUUUCUGGAGAAACAUUCCCAAAUUAAAGAUAUAAAUGCAGCAAUCGAGGAUGCUAUGGAUUGGGUUGAAAAAACUGCCGAAGCUAACGCAGCCAAAGAACCUGAGCUGGAACAGCUGCAAGCUGAUGUGACAGACAAGGUGAAAACGGUGGCGAUGUUGAAAGCCAGAUACGAUCAUCUUAUACAACGAUACAAUAAAUUGUCCGAAGUCUUCACGCCAGAUCACAUAAAGGAGUGUUUGAGGCAAGCUGCAGACGAGAGCCACGAAGAGAGCGAGAAAAUCGCCGAAGAUUUUCUGAACCGCAAGAUCGACGUCGAACGUUUUCUCAGCACGUAUAUCGAGUGUCGAAAGUUGGGCCAAGCGAGACGAACCAAGGAAGAGAAGCUAGCGCAUCAGUUGAACGAAUUGAAACGGGCCGGUUUCUGAAAUGAUACGCAUUAAAUAAUCAUCUUUUUUUUAAUGGAAUCGAACAAAAAAACUUGUAAAUAAAACUUAGUUAAUUUAAACGUUAUUGUGAAUUCAAAUUUAUAACAUUCGUGAUUACCAAACGUCUAAUGUGGCUAGAGAGAAAUCAAUCGAGUAUUCGGUUGAGAGAAACAUAUUUUUUCGCGUAAACGCUUUACGUUUCACUCGCUUCUAUAUAUAUAUAUAUAUAUAUAUAUAUAUAUAUAUAUAUAUAUAUAUAUAUAUAUAUAGAAUAUAUAUAUUUACUCUUAUGCUAGAUUUCAAAUCACUUUAAAUCACACGCGCGUAGCAUUCCAGAAUUGAAGCAUGUAUACACACACAAACACAAGUGGCGCUAAAUGAACGAAGUGAUUGAAAAACCAGGAGUGCUUUAAGAUUAACUUUGAUGGAGUACUGUUACACUCUGUAUUUCGGACAAUUUUGCAAGAUAAGAAAGCAAUAUAUAUAGUGAACGCAUUAAAUCCGUGUUUGAAACUCUCCCGUGUAACAAGUUGAUUCAUUAUGAGUACUUACUUCAUAGUGAAAGAAAAAUAAACAACGUGGCUUUAAUUAUGUUAGUUUUGCACAUGUGAUCACACAACACAUGUACCCUAUCGCGAUCAACUCUAAGGGAGGUACGUUUUUUACUGUGUAAAUAUAUGUGCAGGGAUGUAAUUAAACUCGAUUUUUGAAAAUUUGCUA